AUGGCAUCCAACGAGCCAUCCUCCCCAGGCCAUCAACCACAAGAUGCGACCUCCUCCGAAAUCUCCGUGGUCCCCGACUCCAACAAACCCCCGGAAACCCGAAGACACAGCCACCACCCCUCUAUCAGCUCCCGCCACUCCUCGCAUCAAGAAUACAUUGACUCCCUCCCCGUCCCACCCCCCUCAGAACUCGCACGCAUCGAGUCCGUCCAGAUCCAGAAAGAGGACGAGAAGACCCACCGCCAGAGUCUCGAUGCGGAUAGCUCGGACCAUCGUCGGCUUAGUGAGGGAGGGAGGGGAAGGAAUGCGGCUGCUGAGUUGAUACAACGAAAUUAUAGGGGGUACAGGGAACGUAGACAGAUGAGAGGCUGGGGACUGGAUCCGGGGAGUAGGUGGGUUGAGGCGUUUAAGGAGGCGAGAUAUCGGUAUUUGACGACGCCAAGGCCGAGGAGUAGUCUUGAUGAGGCUGCGUCCAGACCUGGCACAGCUGGGGGUGAUGAUAGUCCGGUGUCGGCUUCGGGGAAGCGGUUGAGUGGUGCUGCGAGGGCGAAUUGGACGAAAGUCGGCACGAUUGUGAAGAGGGCGGCGAAUGACGAGGAUUCGAGCAGUGAGAGUAGCGGGGAGGAUGAGACGGCGGGGGAGAUCCGGAGGUUGAGGGCUGAGAAGAAGGAGGAGAGGAUGAGGUCGGCGAAGACGAUGGAUUUGCAGUAUUGGCUGGAGAUGGUGGAUGUGAGGCAUCGGUAUGGGAGUAAUCUGCGGACGUAUCAUCAGGAGUGGCAGAGGGCGGAGACGAAGGAGAAUUUCUUUUAUUGGUUGGAUUAUGGGGAGGGAAGGCGGAUUGAGUGUGCGGGGUGUCCGAGGGAGAGGUUGGAGAGGGAGAUGGUCAGGUAUCUUAGUAAGGAGGAGAGACUGGAUUAUCUGGUUAAGAUUGAUGGGGAGGGGAAGCUCUGUUGGGCGAAGGACGGGGCAAGGAUCGAUGCGACUACCAAAUAUCGGGACAGUCUCCAUGGUAUAGUCCCAAUCGAUAGCGACGCCCCGAUGUUCAAACCCGAAGACGGCGACCACACCACAGAACCACCCCACGCCGGCUCCUCCUCGUCCUCCUCCUCAGACUCCGAAAAAGAAGCCGAGGCGCACCACUAUGCAACUGACAAUUUCGACAACGCGCGAGGCGUCAAGAAAGUCAAGCACGUCUCCCCCUCCACAAUCUUCAACAAGCUCCUCCGUAGCUCCGUCAAGAAGAACACCUGGAUCUUCGUCGUUGAUACCAAUUUCCGACUCUACGUCGGUAUCAAGCAGUCUGGUGCCUUCCAGCACUCGUCUUUCCUGCAUGGCUCGAGGAUAUCAGCUGCGGGGUUGAUCAAGAUUAAAGAUGGCCGCCUGGACAAGUUGUCCCCGCUGUCAGGGCACUAUCGCCCACCCGUCUCGUCAUUCCGCGCGUUCGUGCAUGCUCUCAGAGAAGGGGGUGCUGACAUGUCACACGUCUCCAUCUCGCGCUCCUACGCGGUGCUUGUGGGGUUGGAAGCGUAUGUGAAGACGCGGAGAAGGGGGAAGAGGGUGGUGGGGAAGUUGUUACAUGGACGGGGUAAGAUACUCAGUCCGGACGAGGUGAGGAAGAGGGAGGAGGAAGAGAGGGAUAAGAGUGAGAGUGCGGAGAGGGAGAGGAGGGUGCUGGAGUUGCAGAGGGAGGAGGGGGGGAGGGGGGAUAUGGGGCUUUUGAGGAGGUUGCAUAUUGGGAUUUCGCCGAGGGAGAGAAAGAGGGGUGAGGAGGGGGGUGAGUGA
Molecule: messenger RNA, 1782 nt
Organism: Pseudogymnoascus destructans
Lineage: Eukaryota; Fungi; Ascomycota; Leotiomycetes; Thelebolales; Thelebolaceae
Exons: 1
Coding region: 1-1782 (593 amino acids)
Molecular function (GO): protein binding
Source: RefSeq, a predicted model, not a curated record